AUGUUUUUGACAACUUCAGGCGUGCAAUGCAUAAACGAGUUUUUAAAACUUCUUCUCUCUCUCCCUUCCGACUGCAAUCAUUUUAGGAAACCAGUAAUUGAUGCACAAGCUUCAGCAGUUAAUUCACGAAAGGGGGCAAGGAUCAACAAGGAUCAACAUACAGCAAAAAGUCAUAAAGGAAACAAAUUUGAAGAGUUGGUGGUGGAUGAAGUUGAAUCUGAUUGCGUGUUCCGAAGACUUACACGUGUUUUAAUUUAA
Messenger RNA from Clunio marinus, 258 nucleotides. Lineage: Eukaryota; Metazoa; Arthropoda; Insecta; Diptera; Chironomidae. The record is from the annotation of a GenBank genome assembly.